UCUCUUAGAGCGGCUGCAACGGGAGUCCGUCAUGAGUCCGUAGCCCAAGUCCUUAGGAUAUUUGAAUAAAAAUAUUGUGAAAUGGGCUUCUUUUUGGACGGAUUUGUACGGAUCAAUCCGUUAAUAAGGGAUCGAAGGAUUGAGUCCUUCGUGUACACGUGGCGUGAGAUGGUUGGGCCUUGGAUACUUUUGUGUUCCGUUUAGGUGAAAAAAAAAAUCAUUUGCGUUUGAAUCCAAGGAAAAAAAAAUCAGAGCUCAAGUGAAGAGGCGAUUUCUCUCCUUCGUCGAUCGUCGGCUUCCGUUAUCUUCAAAGGCAAAUCCCGUUCCUCUGUGUAGAUUUAAGCAUAGGUUAGCUUCGUUGUUGUUCUCGUGACCGUCUUUGGUUCGUAUUUCCGUCGAAUCGAAUUGGGGAUUUCUUCGAUUUAGGGUUUCAAAAAGUUUCGAUUUUAGAAUUUGUUUUGAAUUCGUUUAUGUUCAAUUGGGGAUCAUUUUGUUUGUAGUUUGGGUUUCAAUUCGUUUUGGGUUUCAAAACACGAAUUGUUUUCAGUGAAGAUUUUGUCAUCGAUUUGUUUUCCUUGUAUUGUUUAGCUUCCAUGUAUAGAUAGGUUACUUGUAUUGUUUUGAGCUAAUCUUAUUUUCUGCUUAGUUCCAAAACUACUUAACUAGAUCCCUCAUUCGUGUCUGUUGUUGCGUUUUGUUAUUAAUAUUUUUUUUUCUUAUUCGCUAACAUAGUUGCUCUUACCAUAAUUUCUGCAGGCGAACGAACCAUGGGCCAAGACUAUAGCUACACUCAGCCUUCUUCUUCGUCAGAGGAGUUAGACAUCACCUCUUUAAUUGUAGCAGAAGGUGAACUCUACGCCAAUGAAGUUGAGAGUAAUAACUUCACAAUUUCACAGGAGUAUCAGUACGCAGCUGCACCUGAGGCCGAUGAAGGGAUACCAAGGACAUGCUAUUGCGGUAGUGAGCCUGUAGUUAAAACGUCGUACACUCCAAAAAAUCCAUACAGGAGGUACUUCUCCUGCAACAACGUCGACGAUGGAGAGUGCCACAUCUGGAAAUGGUGGGAUGUGGCACUGCAAGAAGAGCUCCGUGAAACGCAAAUACAACUUAGGAUGCUCAAGGAUCAAUUCUUUGAGAGUGACCAGAAGGUGGCUAAGCUAGAGAAGAUCUUACGUGUGCUAAGUAAGAAGACAGCAGUGGCUAAAUAUCGGUUUGCGAAGGGAGUUUGUCUACUGCUCUUGCUAAUACUGGUCAUCGUAAUGUGGAGGAAGAGCCUCGGAGGAUUUAAACAUCAGUGUCUGAACUCGAGUUGGCCUUCAAAGGUACUAUACUUAUUAUAGUUUAGAUAUAUUUAGUAAAUUAAAAAUAACCUCUUUCUUCAUGCUUUAAUGAUACUUCCUAACUCCUUCGAUUUGAUAGAAUCGUACUUGUUAGCUUUAAGUGUAGCUACUAUAGAACUUAUUAUGCUGAUAAGAGUGGUGGUAAAUGCUUGUUUGCUUUCUACUGGUGGUAAAUGCUAGUUUGCUUUGUAGUGGUGGUAAAUGCUAGUUUGCUUUCUAUCUGCCAAACUAAAUGCUAAAUCACUUUCUAUCGCUUACUUAAGGGUCUGUGUUGCUAAUAGAGUAACACAGACCAUCAUCUAAAAUGAAUACCAGUAGUGGGUACGUUAAUCUGUUGAAUAGUCAGAGUUCAGUUGACCUUGAGUCACCCGAACCAGCUUGGUUCGGUAGCCAAGGUCGUGACGAGUAUGUUUUCAACCCUGCUGUCGAGUCUUCUGUCCAGCCUGGUAUCGAGUCUUCUGUCCAGCCUUCUGCCUCAGAGAGGAGAAAAUGGACUGUCAGUGAGGAUAAAAUCCUCAUUGGUGCGUGGCUUAACACCAGCAAAGACCCCGUAGUGAGCUGUGAACAGAAGGUAGAACGUUUCUGGAAGAGAAUCGUUGACUACUACAACGCAAGCCCACAAUUGGUUGGGCAAGUACCUAGAGAGGUUCGUCCAGCAAAGCAGAGGUGGUCUAGGAUUAACGACCAAGUCUGUAAAUUCGUUGGAUGCUAUGACGCGGCGUUGAGGGGGCAGAGAAGUGGUCAGAAUGAAGACGAUGUAAUGAAAGCUGCCCUUGACUCUUUCUACACCAUUUACGGGCACAAGUUCGGCGUCGAACAUGCGUGGAGGGAGCUGAGGCAUGACCAGAAAUGGCAAGCGACCUAUACGGUUAAAGACGGAGAGAAGGAGAAGCGCAAACAAGUCCACGAUGUUGAUACAGAAGAUGAAGUGGCCGAACCUGAAAUUAGACCAAUUGGUGUGAAAGCGGCUAAAGCUGCUGGUAAGAGGAAGAAGAGUGGCAAGGAAGAAGAGAUGUCACAGCUCCAGUCGAUCUUGCAAAUGAAAGAUAAACUCUCAAAACAAAAAAUCCUAGAACGUUUAUUUGGAAAAAAAGAUCCACUCUCUGAGGUGGAAGAAUCACUCAAACUGAAACUGAUGAAUGAGCUGUUAUGAAGCUAGUAAGGUAUUAAUGUGCGUAUGUAGUUGCAUUGUAUAGUUAGAUGUCGUCUCUACUUGGAUUGAGUAGUUAGUUUGAGCGGUUACUUUGACUAGUUACUUUGAGUAGUUACUUGGAUUAGUUACUUUGACUAGUUACUUUCACUAGUUACUUAUAGUAGUUACUAACACUUGUCUUUUCUCAUGUUUCAGGUACAGCAGCAGGACAUGUGAACCAAGUCACGGGUGCGUUUGGAAUCUCGAAGUGUGUUGUUGUAUUGCGAGUCACGGGUUGAUGUUUUGUUUAAGUAGUAGUAGUAUAAGUAACCCUCUCUGUUUGCGUUUCUCUCUAUCAAACUUCUUUCCUAUCUAUUAAAGGUGUAAUCUUCUUGCUGUAAUCUUGUUGCUACAAACUCGGCCUCAAUUUCAAGUUGUUGUAAUCGAAGAAGUUUUAGGUAACUUCUCUUUAUGUUCUCUUUCAUCAGCAGUCUUUGUUUAAUGUUUUGGCUAACUUCUCAUCAGCUUCUCUGUCAUUAUUACGAGUCAAAAAUAUGUGUAGUUAAUCAUAAAUAUGUGAAGUUAAUCAUAACAACUAUAUAGAUUUUGCUCAAAUAUGUGAAGUUAAUCAUUACUCUAUUACUCUAUUACAGAAUGUUGCUCAAAAAUAUGUGAAGUGCUCGUGACAACUAUAUAGAUUUUAACUUAUUUGGACAUGCGAGUCAGUAACUUAUAAUUACUCUAUUACAUCUAAUUUGGAGUAAGAUUGAUAAAACGGAAAUGUGAAUCUGUUACAUAAUUUUAACUAAUAGAUUUAAAACUUGUACAAUAAAAUUAUUUUUGAAACAGGAUAUCUAGAAAUGUCAUCAUCUUCAUCGGAUGAAUUCGAAGAGAGAUUGGACGAAGUUUUCGAUGAAAUCUUUGAAGAUACUUUCAACAAUAUAGUGGAGGCCCAAUCCAUACCGCCAAGUAGACGUGCUUAUGUGGAACGAAACCGCGAAGGAGGACACGUCCGCUUAUGGAAUGACUACUUUAGCGAAGAUUGUACAUUUCCGGCACAUUUAUUCAGACGCCGUUUCCGCAUGAAUAAGGAAUUAUUCUUGCGUAUUGUCCAUGGCCUAUCAGAGUGGUUUCCAUUCUUUCAGCAAAGAAGAGAUGCAACCGGGAGGUUCGGUCUUUCUCCAUUACAAAAAUGUACGGCAGCUAUUCGUAUGCUUGCUUAUGGUUCUGCGGCUGAUGCGGUUGACGAAUAUCUCCGACUUGGUGAGUCCACUGCACUUUCGUGUUUACAUAAUUUCACUGACGGAAUAAUACAAUUAUUUGGAGAAGAGUAUCUACGACGACCCACCCCCGAGGAUCUACAACGACUACUCGAUAUUGGAGAGAAACGAGGGUUUCCUGGGAUGGUCGGGAGCAUUGACUGUAUGCACUGGGAGUGGAAAAAUUGCCCAACCGCUUGGAAAGGACAGUACACACGUGGAUCAGGAAAACCGACAAUUGUCUUAGAGGCUGUUGCUUCACAAGAUCUUUGGAUAUGGCACGCUUUUUUUGGUCCUCCAGGUACGUUAAAUGAUAUCAAUGUCCUCGAUCGGUCUCCUGUUUUUGAUGACCUUUUAGAAGGUCGAGCUCCGAGGGUAAAGUACAUGGUCAACGGACACAUGUAUAAGUUGGGGUACUACCUCACAGACGGUAUAUAUCCAAAAUGGUCAACAUUUAUCCAAUCUAUCACCCUCCCUCAAACUCCUCAACAAGAGUUAUUUGCUAAAGUUCAAGAAGCAACCCGAAAAGAUGUGGAGCGGGCUUUUGGAGUAUUGCAAGCUCGAUUUGCGAUUGUGAGAAACCCGGUAAAAACAUUGGAUAGAGCAAAGAUAGGGAAGAUUAUGAGAGCUUGUAUCAUACUCCACAAUAUGAUUGUCGAAGAUGAACGGGAUGGAUACUCUCCUAUUGAUAUAUCUGAAUUUGAAGAAGGAGACGUCCCCAGAUGUUCACAGGUGGAAACCGAGAUGCCAACUAAUAUGAAUAAUAUAUUUCCCACGCGGAAUGAUCUACGUGAUAGGCAAACGCAUGAACGAUUGAAAAAUGAUUUAAUUCAAAAUAUUUGGAAUAAAUUUGGUGAUGAAGAUUAGGAAUUUUUCUAUAUUUAUGUUAAAUAAUUGUUUUUAUCUUUAAUUGUUGUAUUUUUAUGUUUAAUUAAUGUAUUUUAUGUUUAAUUAUUGUAUUUUAUGUUAAUUUAUGGUAUUUAUUCAUCUAAUAUAUGAAAAAUUUAUUUCACUAAAAAAUCAUUUUUUUAUUCCUAAGGAUUCUAAUUUUGGGAUCAUCAUUGUACAUACAUUUUUCACAAGAGUCCUUAACUAUUCAAAAAAAAAAAAAAAAAAAAAAAUAUU
Messenger RNA from Brassica rapa (field mustard), 4856 nucleotides. Its product is annotated as putative nuclease HARBI1. The record is from RefSeq and is a predicted model, not a curated record. NCBI's taxonomy places the organism in Eukaryota, Viridiplantae, Streptophyta, Magnoliopsida, Brassicales, Brassicaceae. Gene Ontology annotation, molecular function: zinc ion binding.